Molecule: messenger RNA, 2198 nt
Organism: Monomorium pharaonis (pharaoh ant)
Lineage: Eukaryota; Metazoa; Arthropoda; Insecta; Hymenoptera; Formicidae
Exons: 8
Coding region: 59-2014 (651 amino acids)
Source: RefSeq, a predicted model, not a curated record
UUCUGGCUGCGACUUCUUGAGUCUUGAACGAGCAGGUCUAUGCAAUCUUUUAAGAAAGAUGUCAACGACACCUUUAAGAAUAGAAGAUGGUAUUCGGCCUCGAGAUUGGCAACCGCGAAGAUCGAGUUAUAAAGUACCUUUGAGAUUGAUGCGAUUAUGUUUGCUAGGAAUGCUUUUGCCGUUAGGAUUCAUUGCUGGGCCGCUAUAUCUGCGAUACCGCGUGUACUCCGAACAGCUAUAUGCUUUAGCAAUAUCGGAUCAAAGACUGAUUGAUAACAAAAUAUCUACCAUUUGGUGUCAAAGCCAAGUAAUCAAAGUUAAUACCACGUUCAAUGCGUACCUAAUGAGUAACGAGCCAGUAGUUGAAAAGGAGGCGAUACCCAUUUCGAUGACGAGACACCUCAUCAUGGAGGACGACAUGAAGGAAUAUUGGGGAUUUUAUCUUCUGCAUGGCAGUAGUGUCACUGUUUCAGCUUGUGUAAGAUGGCCAGGUGCUUCUUUAACAAUAAUUCGUGGAUUCAAGAAUUUACAUGAGUGUGCCUUCAUCGGAGAUGACAGUAGCGAGGAACUCGAGGAACUCGUUGAAGUCGCUAACGAAGAAGGUCUUCUUGAUAUAAAAGGCACUACGGAGGCUGCACGUCUUAGUAAUGUACCUGACAAAAUGAGACGAGCAGACCAGGACGUACAUUUUUAUCAUGAAGCUAGAGCUCUUCGUUUGAACGGUUCCAGAUCAUCUGGACAUCAGUUAGCCAGUCACGAAUUGGAUGCUGAAGCGAUGCGUAAUAUACUCACCCAGAUUUUGGCCAAAACCGAUUACACAAGGAAGAAGCAGAAAAAGAAUUUGCAUCAUCAUUAUGAAGCAGUCUUUAGGGAUAUCACUAAUAUAGAUAAACCAGCGACAAAUUAUCCUACAAAUUUACAAGAUCAGCAUCGAGCGAAGCAAAUAAGCAAAUUUAACGACAAUAAAAAGAUAUCAGAAAAUAAUACCAAAUUUACGCCAUUGUCUUCAAAAGUACCAGUUUCCCUUCAAGAAGAACAAUACAACCACAAAGAAUCUAAGGCCCAACAGAAUUCUACGUUUUCUCCUAAUCUCCGUUCAAAUUCUACAACAUCCAACGGGCAAGUGGAGUCUAGUACAGUACAGGAAAUUGUGAAAGAACAAAAGGAAUCGAAACCCGAACAGACAAAUUCAGAAGAGGUGUUUCAAGAUAUCCUGCGAAAAAUCAAUUCCUUAGGUACCCGCGGUAAACAAAUGUUGCAUAAAUUAAUGGAUACAAUUGAUACACAAGCUGGUGUCAAAGGCGUCGCGUUGAAACAAUUGGUGAACGACACGAUGAACGACAAGAAAUUGUCGAGUGAAGCUAAACGGAGAAGAAGAAGAGAUUUGGUCCUUUCGUCGCCGCUUUAUCAAGAACUAACAGAGGAGGACGAAGAUGGCGACGUAGCAUUAGAAGAGGAUAUGUUGCAUCCAGAUGGUAUUGCAGAAGAUCGAGGUACUGUAAACGAAACAACUCUGAAUGACAGAAGUAACUCCGAGUUCUGGAGCUCGUUUAGCAGUUCCGAAGAACGGCUAUUGGAAUGCAAAGGUCUUAUUCUGAAUUUACCUUUAACACCGCAUCGGUUUUGUACACCUAAACACGAAAAUGAUCAUUCUACAGCUUCCUUCGCCAAUACGGUGACAUAUAGAGUACCUCUAAAUGGAUAUUACUUCUUUGUUUUUAAUUCGGAAAAUGAAGUCCAACCUAAUUAUGUGAGAGUGAAAUUUGAUCUUUUAAAGACUGUCUACAAUACAUCGAAUCCCGUGCACGCGUGUCAAAACAGCACGACGGAGUGCUCGUUGCCUUUUAAAAUAUUCAGUAAUGAAAGAACGGUAUUAGAACUGCCAUUAAAUGGAAAUGACUCGCAAUGGAAUGAAGAAUAUAUUGGUGUGUCUGUGUGCGAACCAAGAACGAUGGUUUACAGCAUUUGUGUUAUCAUGGUACCUUUGCUGAUUCUUUGCUUUGCUUUUCACUAGUAGAUUGUUAUUAACAGUAUUUAUGUACAUAAUACAUAUUUUUGUUGACGUAAUUAAUAAUAUCAUUAUUCUACCAAUCAUUUGAGAAAGGAAGGAUUUUGAUAACAAUGACAAUAAUAAUUUAAUAUUUUUUAUUAUUAUUAAUUAAAUUAAUCAUAAAAAAUAUUAAUACUAUUUUUAUUUU